UUCACCCACUGAGGCUUUACCCAGGAAGACCAGGCCUUGUGACCCUGUCAUUCCUGUCAUUUUGAAGUUUUUAUCUCAAAGGCUUCGUUGUUUUGUUUCAGUUGGAUUUCUGGAAACGUUGCAAUCAUGACGACGGCUGUGGAAGUCACCGGGUUCGUUAUGUGCAUAAUCAGCUGGUUGGUCAACGGAGCGACGCUGUCCAAUGACUACUGGAAGAUUUCCACCGUGUCCGGCAGCGUCAUCAUCUCCGUGAGGCAGUUUGAAAACUUGUGGCACUCCUGCGCCGAGAACAGCGGCGGCAUUGCCGAGUGUAGAGACUUUGAAUCGCUGCUCUCCCUCCCCGCUCACAUUCAGGCAUGUCGUGCUCUGAUGAUUAUCUGUCUGCUACUCGGCCUCGGCUCCAUGAUCGUGUCACUGCUCGGACUGAAGUGCAUCAAGAUUGGCUCGGCCACCGACCAAUCCAAGGCCAAGAUCGCAUUCACCGGGGGAAUCCUGAGUAUCCUUGCCGGUCUGUGCUGCAUGAUAGCCAUUUCCUGGUACGCCUACAGAGUUGUGCAGGACUUCAACAACCCGUUCUUCGGUGGUGUGAAGUUUGAGCUGGGUACCGGCCUCUUCCUGGGAUGGGCUGGAGCCAGUCUGAGUAUUCUGGGUGGAGCUUGUCUCUGCACCGCCUGUAAAAGAGCGUCACCUGGAGGCAAGGCAGCGGGCUACUAUGGAAACAAGCCACAGAAGGUCUACACAGCUACAUCCAAGUCAGAGUCAGAUGUCAAAGCUUACGUCUAAACACACACACACAUGCGUCAUACGAUCUGUAAGGACACUGUUUAGGCUUACUUCAACCUGGUGAUCCUGUUUUACGUAAACUAAAACAACAAAGUUUUAAAAUAAUUUCUUUAUUUGAGGGGACUGGCUGUCCCCAGGUGGGAGGACAGUCCCCACAAUGACUACAAGAACACACACACACUAUUACAUGUACUGUAAACACACCAUGUCCUCUAAUGCCAGGAGAUUGACUGGAAUAUGGACAUGUAGGGAAAUAUUAGC
Messenger RNA from Micropterus dolomieu (smallmouth bass), 1044 nucleotides. RefSeq names its product claudin 15-like a (gene cldn15la). Lineage: Eukaryota; Metazoa; Chordata; Actinopteri; Centrarchiformes; Centrarchidae. The record is from RefSeq and is a predicted model, not a curated record. Bases 127 to 783 code for a protein of 218 amino acids. Gene Ontology annotation, cellular component: bicellular tight junction; plasma membrane. Gene Ontology annotation, molecular function: structural molecule activity. Gene Ontology annotation, biological process: bicellular tight junction assembly; cell adhesion. The transcript has 5 exons.